AUGAAAAUUGCUGAUAAAAGAGAUGACGGUGAUACUACCAUUUACAUGACAUUAACAUCUACAUCAACAUUGGGUAGCAAAAGCUCUCCAAAUGCGAGCCCUACUAAUGUAAUACAAAUAGUAUCUUGGGUAGCACAGACUAUUGAAACAACUAUCGUUACAUCAACUCCAGUAUUGAAAGUACCAUCUACAUCGCAAGUAAAUACUGUCACAUCAAAAUCAAUUACAACGGUAUCAAAUACAGCUGAAACAAAAAAAGUAAUCGGUUCAUCUAGCGCUGACGCUACUAUUUCCCCAUCUCAAUCAGACUUUUUAUCACCAACAGCAUCUAAAAAAGUUGGUGCUGUUUCCACCAUCCCCAUACAAAACAGUUUUAGUGAUGUAUCAUAUUCUACCGGUAAUCGGUCUUUACAAAUUGGUUUAGCUAUAGGUAUCCCCAUAGCAAUAUUUUCUAUCUUUUUUAUUGUAUUGGGAAUAUGGUAUUACAUUCGAGAACGGAAACGAAAAAGAAAAACAUUAUCUUUCAAUGAAAAGUACUACAAGCCCAGAGAAAGUGAUGCAACAUUAACUGCAGAUAAACCUUAUCUUGUUCUAUUUUCCCCGGGUGCAUACUUCAAAGAUGAAAGACAAUAUGAAUUACCCCAGAAAAGAGAUCGGUUAACAAUCAGAUUGAGCAAAUCUUUCCCUAUACGGAAAAAGGAGAAAGAGAUAUCAAGCACAGUUAAUUUUGCUAAACGCAUGAGCGUUUUGACUCCGAUUUUUUUAAAAAAGUUCAAUUUGAAAAAGACUAUCGAGGAAAACAACGAAACUGUGAAACCACAAAUAUUGAGUAUUCCAGAAAAUCCUCGGGAGAAUGCUAUGAAGCCCACAGAUAACCUCAAUUUGCCACCAGUUAUAACAAUUGGCAGCAGUGGACUAGAUCCAGUGAGAGGUGGAAUUAGCCCAGAACAGAGUUUAUACACAGUCAUUCGUUCUUAUAACAAGAGUCUUGGUGAUGAGUUAAAUAUUGAAGUAGGAGACAAAGCAGUGAUUUUGGAAAAACAUUCUGAUGGCUGGUGUAAAAUUAGGUUGGUUCGUAUGGGCAAAGAUUAUUAUAAUCACCAAUUAUCUCUGGAUAUCGGCUUGGUUCCCAAAAUGUGUUUACAAAAAAUUUAA
Messenger RNA from Candida albicans SC5314, 1155 nucleotides. RefSeq names its product Fus1p (gene FUS1). The transcript has a single exon. Lineage: Eukaryota; Fungi; Ascomycota; Pichiomycetes; Serinales; Debaryomycetaceae. The record is from RefSeq and is a predicted model, not a curated record. The coding region runs from base 1 to 1155 and encodes 384 amino acids. Gene Ontology annotation, molecular function: protein binding.